Molecule: messenger RNA, 6305 nt
Organism: Pezoporus flaviventris
Lineage: Eukaryota; Metazoa; Chordata; Aves; Psittaciformes; Psittacidae
Gene: ATAD5
Product: ATPase family AAA domain containing 5
Exons: 23
Coding region: 11-5482 (1823 amino acids)
Cellular component (GO): nucleus
Molecular function (GO): DNA clamp unloader activity; ATP hydrolysis activity; ATP binding
Source: RefSeq, a predicted model, not a curated record
CGCACGGGGCAUGGUGGGCAGGGUCGCCGUGCCCGCGGCGGCCGCCCCCCUCCCCGGCAGAGACGGCGACGCUCAGCCAUGCAAGAAACGGCGCGAGGAAGAUACUUCUGUGGAGACAAUCACGAGAUACUUUUCACCUUUAGCAAAACCAGUGGAUAAAGUGCUGUCGCCGCCAAAACCCAACAACAUAUUGGAUUACUUUAAGAAGACAGCUGUAGAUGAGAAAUCCACAUUGCCACUUGUAGCCGGAGAAAAUACAGCACCAUUUGAUGCUGAUGAUGAAGAGUGUAAGUCACCUUUUAAACCACCUUUAAAGAGGAAGAGGAAAGGGAAGAGAGUUAAUUUAAAUAAUAAGCCAAAGGAGAUGAAAGGAUCUGAGGAUAAACAUGGAAUAGAAAUGAGUAGUGAUGGCAGCAGAGAAACAACAGGACUGAAACAAGACAGCGGUGAUUUUACAGCUACAUGUACCUUAGUUGACCAAAAAGGUGCAAGAGAACUAGAAGAUCAUGUGCAAAGGGAGAACUUCUCAAAUGCUGUUACGUACAGAAAAAACGCAAAGAAAGCUGCUUCUGAAAUAAGUGGAAGAAAAAAUAGGGUAAGAAAAUCAAGCAAAAGGAAUCACAAAGUAAAUAUGGAUUUGUCUGAAAGUUUUCCAUCUGAAAACCAGACGAAUGAAAAGUGUAAAAAGGGAACUGAAGAUAAGAAAAAGCUGGUAUCUCCUACAAUAGCAGAGCAUGACGUUGUUAUUAGUGCUUCCAGUUUUGAUGACACGACGUCACAGGUAAAUAACAGUAUAAUAACAGUGUCAUUUGAGGACUUCUUGAAGAGUCAGGGAGAAGAUAACAUAGAUCACACUGAAGAAGACACAAAGCCAACCACAGACAAUCCUGCUACAGCAAAUGAAGUGGACAAAAGUGAUGCUGUUGGUGACCCAGAAAGGUGUGAGGAAUCUCAACAGCUGCCACUUAGAACAGUAACUGUCCUUGCCCAAGUUCAUUCCAUUCCCCCCAGAUUAGCUCCAUUGCAUAAGGAGCAGAAAGGCUCUAGAAAAAUAGCUUCCAUUUUCUUGAAGCAGAAAGGAUGUGUAGGGGAAAAAGAAAGUAGCCCACCCCUCUUGGAUGGUGAGCAAACUGAGCAGGUUACUCAGAAAAGAAGAUCUAAUGUAGUUAUUGAGGAAGAAGAACUGGAGUUAGCUGUACUAGAGACUGCGGGGUCAGAUUCUUUAAAGCCAAAAUGUAGUCUGGAAGAAAGGCAUCAGUUUAUGAAGGUGUUCAGACAACCAACAUCAGAUGUAGUAAAAAGUGGCAUUAAAAAGGCACCUGGAAAACAAAAGCAAGCCAUUGGAAAGUCUGCAAAAGAAAAAGAAGGACCUGAAGAUGACAUUGCUUCAAAUAAAGGAUUAGAAAGCGGAGUACCAGAAGAUUCUAGUCCUAAAAACAAUGGAACUAAACCCAAAAGCCCCAGAAAGAAUCAGAAAAAAGGAAACAGAAGAAAGAAGGCUUCAGAAACUAAGGAAACUAAUGUCUCUGAUACUAGCAGCUGUUACAAAGAUGAGGAUUCAGGUGCUAAUGUUCUCACUAAGGAAAACACCUUAGAUGUAAGAAUUUCAUCGAGUCCAGAAGUGAAUGAGUUAAGGAGGAGUUUAAGGCAGAAGCAAAUCAAAACAUCAAAAAAUGUUACACCCAAAAAACCCCACAUUAAGGAUACCUUUUCUGAAGAGGAAUCAAGUGGCUGUCUUUUACUAACCUCAACUCCAAAAGCAAGAAAGCAAUCCUUGAAGAAAAGUAACUUGUAUAAAGCCGAGGUGAUUACCAUGCCCUUUGAUGGAAGCAGCCCAAUCAGAAUGAAAUUCACACGUAUCAGUGCGACUACAAAAUCAAAUAAAGCUGAAGCAACGAAAAAUGAAGAGUUUAACUCCAAAAAUAUGAAGAUGAGCUCUACUUCGAAAAACCUAUCCAAAGCAAAGCGACUGAUAGAGAAGGCAAAGGCUAUUCAGCAUAAUAGAUCAAAGGUUAAUGAAGACUUCCCAGCUCCUGUGAGGCGCUCGUCUCGGCAGCGAGCUCUUGCUGAAAAGAAAAAAUUAGAAGACAGUGAAGAAUCAGUAAAAAUUUUAAAUUCAAGCCUGAGUUGUGACACUACUACAGUGCAGAAUGUGAAGCAAAAGAAUCUUCGGAGCUUAAAUGAUGUUUUGGGGAAAAAGCCUAGAAACAUGAAGGUUGCAAAGAACUCAAAUGGAAAACUGGGAUAUCCGCCUUCUUUCCUAGGCAGAAAUGCUCAGAACCCUGCAGGUGAACCAGUUGUGAUCUUUGAUGAGAGCAGCCAAGAUGCAUCUGAAAACUCUCAAGAUGAUGAUCAGUUCAGAGCAAAACGUGAAUUCUUGAUGAGCGGAUUGCCAGAGUCCCUGAAAAGACAGAUUGCAAAGAAAGCAGCAGCAAUGGAAGCAUACUCACUUGCAAGUUCAUGUUUCAAGCCUGUUGUCCAUGUACAGCAGAAGGAUGACUGUUGUCCAAUGUGGAAAUUGCAAUCACCAUUGUGUCCUCUAUUAACUGUGCUAAGGAAUCUGAACACUGAAGUCACCAAUGUCACAAAAAUCAAUCUCUCGCUUGGUGAAUUCUCCACUGUGAAUUCAAAACUAACUGGAAACUGUUCUGCACCUGAGCUUUCUGGCCACCGACCAGUUUUUCCUGAUAGAGUCAGGAAAGAGUUACUGGAUGAGAUCAUGUCUUCUAAUUCCCAAUUUCCUGUGAGAAAAUACUUCUACAGGUUUCUGAAGAGGCAGACGGAACGGCUAGGCUCUGAAAGCAGUGCACACGAAAGCAAAGCUGGCACUGCAAAUUCUGAGGUAAAUCAGAAACAUUCUGACAAUUGGAAGGAAACCAAGAGGAAAAGGAAAGAAACAGAAGAGCACAAAUCAAAAAGAAGAAAACAAGUUGAAGGUUCAGAGGCGGAAAUAACUUCAGGAGUUUCUGAGAAACGUUUUUCUCACACCUCUGGAGAAAAACAGGGAGAGACAGAACAAGCCAUGCGUUCGGGAAAAAGCAAGCCCCAGAAACCAGAUGUUAUGAUAGAAGACACUGAGUAUUUGUCGGCACCAAAUUCACUUUCAGGUGCUGAGAAGGAAGACAUGCUCUGGACAGAAAAAUACCAGCCUCAAGAUUCCAGUGAACUCGUAGGGAACAAGAAAGAAAUUGAAAGGCUACACAGUUGGCUAAAAGAAUGGAAGAAAAGAGCCGAUUGGGAAGAAAAAAGAAAUCAGAAAGGGGAGAAGGACAAAGAGCAUGAAGAUUCUUUGGACAGCCUUGACUUUAAAGAUCAUAAAUCUGAUGCUGAGGAAGAGACGAGCCUCUGCAAUACAGUUCUGAUAACAGGCCCACCGGGAGUGGGGAAAACCGCUGCAGUGUAUGCUUGUGCUCAGGAGCUGGGUUUUAAGAUAUUUGAAGUCAAUGCCUCUUGCCAGCGUAGCGGGAGACAGAUACUGUCACAACUAAAAGAAGCUACUCAGUCUCAUCAAGUGGACAAAAAAGGCAUUAAUGCACAUAAGCCUUGCUUUUUUAACAGUUGUAGCAGUGCCAAGUCGCCAAAAAAAAUGUAUUCUCCAAAGAAAGUUGUUUCACCAAGAAAACCUCCACUGUCCCCCAAAGGAGCAGGAUUAAAACGGAACUUGCCCCCUAAAACACUUGCAAACUAUUUCAAGAUUUCUUCCAAACAUAAAAGUAGUGAUGGAGCAGGGACAUCUCAAGAAAAAAAUCAAGCAUCUGCAGGAAAUACUCAGAAUUCACUUGAAGAAAAGAAAGGUGCUCAAAUUAAGUCAAUAAACAAAGAAGUAGAAGGAGGAGAACACAACAGAAAAAGUGCAACAUCUCUCAUUCUCUUUGAAGAGGUAGAUAUAAUAUUUGAUGAAGAUGCAGGAUUUCUAAGUGCAAUAAAGACAUUCAUGGCAACAGCAAAGAGACCUGUAAUUCUUACUACCAAUGAUCCCACAUUCAGCUUAAUGUUUGAUGGCUAUUUUGAAGAAAUCAACUUUAGAACCCCUUCCUUGAUAAAUGCUGUGAGCUACCUUCAAGCCCUGUGUCUGGCUGAGAAUCUGCGAACAGAUGUGAAAGACUUGGCUGCCCUGUUAGCCACAAAUAACUGUGAUAUCAGACAAAGUGUUCUCUACUUGCAGUUUUGGGUUAGAAGUGGAGGUGGAUGCUUGAAAGACAAACCUUUGGCAUGUCAUGGAGGAGAGGAGACAAAUAAUGCAGAUCAUGUAAUUUGUUCUGAAAAGACUACUGAUUCCAAGAUGGACUUUUCUCAAGCUGAUGCACAUCCUCAGGAACUUCCAAAAUGUGAUACAGGCUGUGUAGAGACGUUGCUUGGCCUUAAGAAUAUCCUGAUGCCUUCAGAAGACUUGUUUACAUUUCUUAUGCACAAAAUCACAACCAUGGACACAUGGAACAAAUGGAUGCAGCUUCUCACAGAAUUCCAGAUGAAGAAAGUGGAUUUUAUGUAUAGUAAUCUUGAAUUUAUUCUUCCCUUACCCGUGCAAGUUCUUUCAAACCAGUCUGAAGCCCCUGGCUCUGUACUUGAAAGGACUACCGUAGUUUCUUCAAAAAACAGGUCCACUAACAGGUAUUGCUCUGGAAAAAGCCCUGUAAGAAAGUCUGAAAAGACAAAGAGACAGAAAAGGCUUGAAAUAUUGGAUGAUAGUGACUUAUUUGAUACCGAACUGAACUAUUCAGCUGAAUUCAUAGCUUUGCCAUCAGAUAGUCCUGUGUCAUGUGCUGAAGUGAAUGAAGAGGAAUCAAAAUUGUUGAUGAAUAAAGAAGAAAAAGAAAUGCAAACUAAAACCUCAGCAAAUGGGAAAAGCUCUGCUCUUGUUUCUCAGUGUCUGAAAGCACUGACUGAAUUUGUGGAGACCAUGUCUUUCUUGGAUUGCUGUGUGAACACUAACACCAAGGAACCACUGGAGUUUUCUACAGAUGAAGGAUUUAAUUGGACAAAUGGCAAAAUCAAAAAUGGUCUUUUUGAUGAGUUCAGUAUAGAAAAUACUGAUUGGUGGAGUUCCCAGAGCUGUAGUGAGAUAAUGGCAGCUAUUGAAGCACUCAGUUUUAACAAAUGUUCUGUUAGCAUUUCACAAAACUUGCAAUCCUCUUUGAGUACCAGUAAAACACCUGAAAAUGAUCAGCUGGAGGGACUUACUUUGCCUAUUUCAAACACAAGAAAUUGUGUAUCCUUCUGUCAGUCAGCUGAUUCAAGCAUUCACAGAAAAGCAGAGAAGAGGCUGGCAGUCGUCAGAACAGUAUUUUCCAGAAGUCCUUUAAACCUGGGUAAUAAGCAAGCCAGCAUACUGGAAUACCUCCCCACUCUUCGCAGUAUCUGUAGGUCUGAGAAGCUAAAAGAGCAAGGGAAGACUAAAAGAAGGUUCUUGCAUUAUCUUGAAGGGAUUCAUCUCGAAAUAUCCAGACAAAUGAUAAAUGGUCUGUCUUUGGACUUCCCUUAAAAUAGCAAACACCAGGAAUACUUCGUGCCUAAUGGUGGUAUUGUCACCAUAGUUUGAUUUUUAACUUCUUUUUUUUUUUUACCACAUUAUUUUAUUGUAUAUUCAGAGCCAUUUGUAUAUUAAAUUUCUAUAAGUAUUUAAAAUAAUGUAUAUAUCUAUUGUCAUCAUACUGCUCUCCACACGGAAAUGUGGCCUUGUUUGGUGCUUGUCCAGUGCAUUUAUAAUGGGAAAUGCACAAACUAGUCAAUGGGGACUCCUUCACACUGUCUUUCUCUGUGUAUCCCAUGGCAAGAAGUCCAUUUGUAACAACCGACCCCCACUACUUCCACAGCAAAGUUGCUUCUCUCAGAAGAGACCGUUUUAUUAAAAUAAGCUUGUUUCUGUCUGAAUUUGCAGCGAAAUGUUAAAUAACCUGGGGUGGGAGGGAGCAGGGAGGGGAUGUGACAAGUCUGUCAGAAGUGUAACUGACUAAAACGAACUCUUUGUAAUGAGGACUGGGUAUCAAAGUCUUUACAAAGCACUGUGCCUCAAUGUACAUAUCUUUUAUACAUUAAUUUCAUUAUUUCCACCUGUCAGAUCUUCAUGUUAAUCUCCUACAGGGGUAGAGGAAUUAUUACUGUAGCUCAAGACGGUCUCAGAGAUUAGAUUUUGUAAAUAACAGUUAUUCCAGUGUUACUUUGGUUUCAGUAAUAUUUAACUACUUCUAGUCUUGUAUAUUGUGUCCUAUUUUUAUCCUUCAUUUUGUACUUGACAAGACUUCAGCCUGAUUAUUUGUGAUUGAACCGGUUUUGUACAACAAUAAAUUUGUGAGACUUUGCUACAA